GAAACCAGAACCGUUCCGUUAACAAAGUCUUGUCCCGUUUCCAACAGAUGAUGCAUGCACAGGCAGAUAUGCUGCAUAUGUGUUUCCAUAGCUUAAGAUAGAAAUUAGUAAUAAGCGACUAGUCGGUCUUUAUUUUUUGAUUGUUUCUUUACUUCAUUCGUGGGGCUUUUAUUGUGAAAACCCAGACCGGAAAAGGACGUAUUUUCAUCCGUGGGUAGAAAGAAGAAGUACUGAGAAAGUUAAGAAGUUAUCCUCUUUAUUACUCAUAUAUGUAAUCUAUAACAAAUGUCAACAUAUAUAUAGUAUUAUAAAAUAUAUAUAUCGUUUAUAUAUGAUGCUAAAUAAAGCAUCUUGAAUCUAACAGUUUAAAUCUUAUGUCAGUUCAGACUAAUUCAAUGGUCUGAAAGGUUUAACUCUUAUUUCAGUUCAGACUAUUCCAACAGUCUGGACAGUUUAACUCUUAACUCAGUUCAGCCUAAUCCAACAGUCUGAACAGUUUAACUCUUAUCUCAGACUAAUACAACAGUCUGAAAAAUGUCUCUUAUCUCAGACUAAUCCAACAGUCUGAACAGUUUAACUCUUAUCUCAGACUAAUCCAACAGUCCUAACAAAGUCAGUCAUCAAUAAGUCGUCUCUUUGUGGUGAUUAUCUUAUUACACAAGUGAUUUAUCAUAGGAAACUCCUAGGAUAGAAGAUAAAAUACAUUUCAGAAAGUUUCUACAACCUUAAAUACUCAGAUUAAUCUUUGUAAAAAUGUUUAGUAGUGAGUAUUAGUAGCUACUAAAAAUGUCUAGCAGUGAGUAUUUAUACUAGCUCACAUGUCUAGCAUUGAGUAUUUCUGCUAGUUCACAUGUCUUGCAGUGAGUAUUUAUAUUAGCUCACAUGUCUAGAAGUGAGUAUUCGUACUAGUUCACAUGUCUAGCAGUGAGUAUUUAUACUAGCUCACAUGUCUGGCAGUGAGUAUUUGUACUAGCUCACAUGUCUACCAGUGAGUAUUUGUACGAGCUGCCCCCUGCGGUCUGGUUUGAGUUCUGCCGGCUGAUGGAUGGACUCUCUGAGACGCAAUGGGUCCGCUUCGCCUCAGAGAUUCUAAGUGAUCAGACCGACGUGCGAUUGGCUGAGCGGAGGGAGAGGCGGACCGACUAUGUGAUAAACCAAUGGGCAAACAGAAAUGGCCAGGUGGGGGAGCUGAUUGGCUUAUUGGAGAGACAGCAGCUUCUUAGAGCCAGAGACGUCAUUCUGACCUGGAGAGCAGAAUCUGUCUCCAGGCUCCACCCACAUUCCAGUCAUUCUCAGUCAUACUCCGCCCCCAAACCUCUCUUGGUUACCUGCUCACCACCCACCAAGGCCCUAAUCAGAGGUGAGGUGAUGGGAGGAGCCAGAAUGCUGCCUAAACCAGGACCACCCCCAAGCAGCCUGCAGUCUCGAACACAGCCCCCCAAACUGAUGAAGGUUCCAGCUGGGUCUGUCGGUGGAGCGGGGGGGAUGUGCUGGUCACAUGACGAGCUGGAGACAGGAACCGAUGGUUUCUCCCCCUCGAGGCUGGUGGGGGAGGGGGGCUUCGGGAGUGUUUACCAGGCCAGCAUGGGGGGCAACGAGUACGCUGUGAAGGUCCUCAGACAGGGCUCUAGUUUGCUGGACUGGUCUCUGUUGAAGGAGACUUUUAAAACAGAGGUGGAGAAACUUUCUAAGUACAGACACCCCAACCUGAUGGAGCUGGUGGCGUUCAGUAUGGCGGACGACAGCUUCUGUCUGCUCUCCAGGUUCAUGAGCAAUGGCUCUCUGCAGAGCCAGCUGGUGGGUGGUGCUCUGUCCUGGGAGCAGAGGGUGGGUGUAGCAGCAGGAACGUCCAGGGCUCUACAGUACCUCCACAUCCCCCCCCCACCUCUCCUCCCCCUCAUCCACGGAGACGUCAGGAGCACCAACAUCCUGUUGGACCGUCACCUGGCCCCUAUGCUGGGGGACUUCGGGCUGGGGGUCUUCAGCCCGCGAUGUGGGCGCGGGGUCCGGACCAGCAGCGUGGGGAGGACCUCGGUCCUCCGGGUGGCCCAGGCGUACCUGCCCCAGGACCACCUCCAGGACGGCCGGCGGACCCCCGGCCUGGACGUCUACAGCUUCGGAGUGGUAUUGCUGGAGUUGCUGACUGGCCGUAGAGCUGUGGAGACAGAGGGGUCUCGAACCCUCUACCUGAAGGACCUGCUGGAUGAGCUGCUGGAGAGUCCCGGUCUGUCACAGAGCGGCCCCUCCCAACUCUCCCACCUGGACCCCCGGCUCCGCCCCCAACAGCCCUCCAACCCAGGGGGCGUCACAGGCUCUAUGGAUGUUUCUGCACUGGCCUGUAGAUGUCUGCAUAAAAACAGGAAGAAAAGACCAGCCAUUACGGAGGUGUCUGAUGAACUCCAGGACCUCCUCUCCCUUCUGAGGAGCAGCACUAGCCCUCCCUCCUCCCUCCUCCCCUUCCUCCCCCCGCCCCCUUUCAGACAGAGGUCAGACUGGGUGCUCUUGUCCGGGAUAUGGCUCAACUGGGAACACUGGAACACUCCUCCCCCUCCCCCUCCUCCCUCACCUCCUCCUCCUCUGUCACCUCCUCCUCCCUCACCUCCUCCUUCCUCAACACCUCCUCCCUCACCUCCUCCUCCCUCACCUCCUCCUCCUCCCCGUCUGAGCCCUGUGAGAGUGAUGAGAGCGUCUGUCUCUCCUCCCCCCAUCUCCCCCCUGGUGUCUCCCAGCCUGGACUCUACCAGUCUGGUGUCUCCCAGUCUGGUGUCUCCCAGUCUGGUGUCUCCCAGCCUGGCCUCUACCAGUCUGGUGUCUCCCAGUCUGGUGUCUCCCAGCCUGGCCUCUACCAGUCUGGUGUCUCCCAGUCUGGUCUCUCCCAGCCUGGCCUCCACCAGUCCUGUGUGUCCCCGUCGGGUGUCCCCCGUCUCCCCCCUGGCGCCCCGUCCAGCAGUAGUUCUUCUCCGUCCCGGGAGAGGAGCCCGGCCCCCUCUACCCAGGGACCUUCCACUGGCUCCUUCCUCCCCUCCUCGCUCCCCCCCUCCCUCCUGACACUCCCGACAGAUGAAGAUCAUGCUGGACGCAGUGGCCCAGAGGAAAGUGACGAACUGGAUUUCUUGAACUGACCGUCUGUCUGACUGACUGUUCUGUUAGUCUGUCUAUGUAUCAUCAUCAUGUUCAUCCCAGCAAUGUAUCUCUUACAGACGAUAGACCAACCUAGGUGAAAUCUUGUCGCCAUAAUAAAAUAUUCACUUUUACCACCAUUCACAUGUGUGUUAAACUGUUAUGCCAAAUAAAUCCCUUUUGAUUCAAAGCC
Molecule: messenger RNA, 3313 nt
Organism: Gadus morhua (Atlantic cod)
Lineage: Eukaryota; Metazoa; Chordata; Actinopteri; Gadiformes; Gadidae
Gene: irak1
Product: interleukin-1 receptor-associated kinase 1
Biological process (GO): signal transduction; protein phosphorylation
Cellular component (GO): plasma membrane
Molecular function (GO): ATP binding; protein binding; protein kinase activity
Source: RefSeq, a predicted model, not a curated record